Parnassius mnemosyne (clouded apollo) is the source of this 945-nucleotide messenger RNA. The record is from the annotation of a GenBank genome assembly. Lineage: Eukaryota; Metazoa; Arthropoda; Insecta; Lepidoptera; Papilionidae.
AUGAACACUGAACACCUAUCUGGCCUACAAGGACUCCAGUGCUUCGUCUACCUAGAUGAUAUCGUUAUUUACUCAUAUGAUCUUCAAACACACAUAAAUAAUCCUUCCAACGUCUUUGACAGACUCCGAUACUUCAAUCCUAAGCUCCAACCUGAUAAGUGCGAAUUUCUCCGAAAGGAAGUAUCAUAUCUUGGUCAUAUUAUUACCAACGAGGGGGUAAAGCCAAAUCCAGGGAAAACCAAAGCUAUUCAACAAUUUACCCAACCUCGAUGUCCAAAAGAUAUCAAAUCUUUCAUGGGAUUAGUGUCAUACUAUCGAAGAUUUAUACCAAAUCUAACCAAAAUUGCAAAACCUCUUACAAACCUUCUGAAGAAAAAUGUUCCUAUCGAUUGGCAAAAUGAGCAACAACUAGCCUUCGAAACUCUAAAAAAUUACCCAGACUUCACAAAGCCUUUCGAGUUGACUUGUGAUGCAUCAAAUUUUGCUAUUUCGGCCAUAUUAUCACAAGGUCCCAUAGGGAAUGAUAGACCUGUCGCUUAUGCUUCAAGAACUUUAAAUAAAGCCGAGUAUAACUACAGUAUAACAGAAAAGGAUUGCUUAGCAAUUCUUUUCGGUACUAAAGUAUUUAGGCUAUACCUAUAUGGCCGUCAUUUUAAAAUUAUUACCGACCACCGCUCACUUAAGUGGUUAUUUAACUGCAAAGACCCGGGGUCAGAACUAGUAAGGUGGAGGCUAAAAUUAGAAGAGUUCAACUACGAGGUCGAAUACAAAAAGGGCAAAAUUAACAGUAACGCAGACGCAUUCCGUUCCCUGUUAAUACGGUUGUACAAAAUGAUACUAUCUCAGAUCCGCAACCUUCCACCUCCCACGAAGAACCUCAAACUACUCAAGAUCCUGAACAUCCUUCAGACAUUCUCGAAGAACUCAUUGAACUGGGUGACUUGA